UCUCAAAAUGAUGUGAAAAUUGUGAAAUAUAUUAUGGAAAGGAGAUCACAGAAAGUAAUGUUUUUCUAAUUAAAGAAGAAUAGGUUUCUGAUUUAUUCAGCAAUUAAACUCUAAUUUUCAUGCUAAUUACUUCUGUGAAGAAGUAACCAUCACGAUGAGUGCGAUAUUUAAUUUUCAAAGCUUGUUAUCUGUUAUAUUACUUCUAAUAUGCACAUGUGCAUACUUGAGAUCGUUCUUCCCUAGUAUUAUGGACCGCAAUAAAACUGGGUUACUUGGAACAUUUUGGAAAUGUGCUAGAAUUGGGGAACGCAAAUCACCUUACAUAGCAGUUUGUUGCUUAACUAUGGCAUUUUCAAUACUCUUUCUAACCUAAGUAAUAUAAAUCUAAUAAACUUCUAAUGUUUUAUAUAAAUAAAUAUUUUUAUA
Molecule: messenger RNA, 426 nt
Organism: Cydia splendana
Lineage: Eukaryota; Metazoa; Arthropoda; Insecta; Lepidoptera; Tortricidae
Gene: ksh
Product: protein kish-A
Exons: 3
Coding region: 155-373 (72 amino acids)
Biological process (GO): protein secretion; intracellular transport
Source: RefSeq, a predicted model, not a curated record